Messenger RNA from Penicillium concentricum, 1737 nucleotides. Its product is annotated as GMC family oxidoreductase. Gene Ontology annotation, molecular function: flavin adenine dinucleotide binding; oxidoreductase activity, acting on CH-OH group of donors. The coding region runs from base 1 to 1737 and encodes 578 amino acids. The transcript has 6 exons. NCBI's taxonomy places the organism in Eukaryota, Fungi, Ascomycota, Eurotiomycetes, Eurotiales, Aspergillaceae. The record is from RefSeq and is a predicted model, not a curated record.
AUGGCUGCACCAACUCCGAAUCCAUUUGACUUUAUUGUUGUGGGUGGUGGAACCGCAGGGAAUGUCGUUGCAGGCAGAUUAGCAGAGAAUCCUGGCGUGAAGAUACUCGUGAUUGAAGCUGGAAUUGGUAAUCCAGACGAUAUCCCGGAGAUUACAACGCCUGCUCGCGCAUUUGAACUCCGAAACAGCAAGUAUGACUGGUCCUAUCAGACGACCUUCGUCGAUAGACCUGAUUACGAGCGCGUUGAAAAGCCAAAUACCCGUGGAAAGGUCCUUGGUGGGAGUAGCAGCUUGAAUUAUUUCACCUGGAUUCGUGGUAGUAGGGAAACAUUUGAUGCGUGGCAAGAGUACGGUGGGGAUGAAUGGACAUGGGAAAAGUGCAAACAAUAUUUCCAGAAGCCAGCUUCAUAUCAUGAUGAUGAAAGGGUGUACGAUCCGCACUUUUCCAAAAUCGCACACGAGGGUCCACUACAUAUUUCCCAUGCAAAUCUGCUCCCAGAAACUUCCCGUUUCCGAGAUGCUUUAAUACAGGCAUGGACUAGCAAGGGUCAUGAAUUGAAAGAAGACAUCUACAAUGGCAGAUUGGGGGGUCUGACCCACUGUGUCAGUACGGUCUAUGACGGGGUCCGGUCAAGCAGUGCAGUAUAUGUGACUGGGAAAGACAACGUGGAGAUAAUGCAUUCCACCGUCGCGACAAAGAUCAACUUUGAAGGUGAUACAGCAGUGAGCGUGACUGUUAUCGGAACAGAUCACAACGAGACCACACUAAAAGCAAAAAACGAGAUCAUCAUCGCAGGAGGAGUUUUCGAAACACCCAAACUAUUGCUUCUUUCCGGCAUCGGUCCCAGACGUGAGCUGGCUCGUCAUGGAAUUGAUCCUGUGAUAACGUCCGAGCAUGUGGGCGAGCAUCUCCUCGACCAUCCCAUUCUUCCACACGUUUUUAGACUGAAGGAUGGCCUGGGUCUGGACCAUAUUCUCCUCCGAGAAGGAACUGACCACGACGCUGCCGUGACACAGUACAAGAAGGAUAAAACAGGUCCACUCUCUAGUGGCCUCCUUGAGAUGAUAGCAUUCCCACGCAUCGACGGGCAACUCGAAGACCAUGAGAUGUAUCGCAAAGCCAAGACAAAUAAUAGAGGCAAAGAUCCUUUCGGACCUGAAGGUCAACCUCAUUUUGAGAUCGACUUUAUUCCCAUGUUUUGCGAUGCUUUUCAGUGGCAUUUCGAUAUGCCACCCGAGGGAGACUGGCUAACCGUCGUAGUUGACCUCCUUCAUCCACAGUCAAAGGGCGGGCAUGUCAGACUCAAUUCGAUCGAUCCACGUGAACAACCCGACAUAAAUCUCAACUACUUUACCGACGAACUGGACAUCCUCGCGUUGAGAGAGGGGGUUCGGUUUGUUGAUGAUAUCCUUAUGAACGGGGAUGGAAUGAAAGAGAUCAUUGCUGAGGAUUUUCCGUGGCCCAUGUCCCGUGAGUCAGACGAAGAGAUGGAUCGCCUUAUUCUGGAUCGGGCGCAGACUGGAUAUCAUCCCUGUGGCACUGCCCGACUGUCUCACGACAUUGACCAAGGUGUGGUGGACUCUGAGCUGAGGGUCCAUGGGGCCAAGAGGCUUCGCAUUGUUGAUGCCUCCAUCAUUCCAGUCAUUCCGGACUGCCGGAUCCAGAAUGCUGUCUACAUGAUUGGAGAAAAGGGUGCCGACAUAAUCAAAGCAGCUUAUCCAGAGCUCUAUAAAUGA